Molecule: messenger RNA, 4554 nt
Organism: Triplophysa rosa
Lineage: Eukaryota; Metazoa; Chordata; Actinopteri; Cypriniformes; Nemacheilidae
Product: beta-1,3-galactosyltransferase 2
Exons: 2
Coding region: 1488-2729 (413 amino acids)
Cellular component (GO): membrane
Molecular function (GO): N-acetyl-beta-D-glucosaminide beta-(1,3)-galactosyltransferase activity
Source: RefSeq, a predicted model, not a curated record
ACGAGAAGGAGACAUAAAAGAUGUAUGAAAGAUUAUCUAAGAAAUAUAACCAUGCUGUGUUCAUUUUAUUCUCAAAAAGACAGAGAUGAUGAAUUGAUUGAAGUUCUUGAAUCUUUACACUUUCUCAACAUCCAGAACAAGAGAUUACAGGUCAGCAUGAAUAACAACCCUGAACCAAAGCCCCCAGACAAGAAAAAACACCAGGGUAAAACUAAUGAACUAAACCGUGCGUGCCUCCUUUAACUGAAAUAUUAACAUAUAAUCUGAGAUCACAGUGUGCGACAUCUUUCGAAAGUUGAGCUGUAUUGAGAGACUGAAUUGAUAAACUUCAAAGUUUCUCAAUGUCAUUACAAAAUCUUUACAGUCUUGGAUCUCAGAAUCUCACACACAUCUGUCGUGUCAACCAAAAUGAAUUUAACCUAUGCACACUUUGUUUAUGCUGUUCUCUAGUAUAGACGUUACAUCUUUGGAUUCAUAAAAUAAAAUCUGUCUAUGAUUGUUACCUACCAAAAUACAGAAUUUGUGAAAUCUAUUGUACAAUCAUAUUUUUAAAGCAAACAUUGAACAAACAUCAGGUGGAAUAAAUGAAACUAUAGUGAACCAUUGCAAAAAAGACUUUCUCCAAAUGUUGUUGCAUUGUGUGUGAAGUGAAAGCGACCCACACCCUUUCCUGUAGCAACGGUGACCAUAAUAGCCAAAAAUAAACCAAAAGUGUGCAUGCACAUUUGAAAAAAGUUGGGCAUUGUUCACAAUGAAAAGAUAACUAUAUAAAUCUGCAUCCACACCAACAUGCCUGUUACAGCCACAUCACAGCAGAACGUUUGGGGGAAACAUGUUCAAUGGGUGAGAGUGCUGUCAGAUGCGUCACGUGGAGGAAGGGGUGUGUAGCUGCUAAUGUCAGCAACGCUUCACCUCCCUUCCCCCGCUCCUCUCCUCUUUAAUGAUGAGCACAGACGAGCAGCACGGCACAAAGGGAAGGAAGCAUUGCGUGCAAAACAACGUCGCUGUAUAACUGCAGGAACUAGGGAGAACGGGUUCAUAGAUGUGUGUGGGGGGUGCUUGCUUGCCCAGCAACUUGAGAAAGCCACGAAGCGGUUUCCUCCGUUUUGCAUCCUAUCCUUGCUCUCGGUCUGCCCAUUACCACUGGGAUUAUGAAUGGGGGCACACCUAAACAUGGCCAAUUGUUGACCACCUGAAGUACUCGAGAAAUCGAGGGGAAAAAAUCUGGCUACAAAUCACAGAUGGGAAUAACAAGCUAUUCAAGGUUUCCACACAUCUGGACUUUGUUUACCCUGGAUCUGUCAGUGGCCUCUCAUGCUCACCAGAGGGACACUUCAACACCAUCCACAGAGCAAAACAUGAAAUAUCUGCAAUGCAGUAUUGAUUAGAUGGCUGUGAGGCAUCGCUUGGCUUUGGCCGGUCAUGCUCCAACUGCACAUCUGCUGCUUUAUUAAGAGUGCAUUUGUUACACAGCACCGAAUAAAACCAUGCGGUGGAACCAAAGACAAUUCAGCCCACACAUCGCCUUUCUCCUCAUACUGCUCGUGUGUGUGGGAGGACUCGUCAUUCUGGGUCACUGGUGGCCCUGUCAGAUGAACCUCAGAGUAAAUCCGGUAAUGUUGGCUCCUCGAGGGGUUACAAAAACAGGGUCCAACUCCAGCGCAAUGAAAAGAUGGAAAACGCUCGCGGUGCCUCCCGUACCGCCGGAGGUGAAUCUCAGCUUAGCUUCGGAUGAAGGAUCGCAGCAGGGAUUUGCAAACUCAUUGGGUUUGGAUAUCAGUUUGAGCGGGGAGAGGAGGAUGGAAAAGACGCUUAAGGUCGAGCCGUACAAGUACAUCCUGAAUGAGCCAAACGCUUGUGUGCAUCAGGAUCCUUUUUUGGUGCUUCUGAUAGCAGUCGAACCGAAGCAAGCGGAUGCCAGGAAUGCCAUCAGGCAAACAUGGGGCAAUGAAAGCGUGGCUGGCAGCUUGGGUUUUGUGCGCCUUUUCCUCAUGGGCGUACAGGAAGACAAAGUGCAGCGCACAAUUGAAGCCGAAAGUCAGCGUUAUAAUGACAUCAUCCAGCAAGAAUACAUGGAUACUUACAAAAACCUCACUAUUAAAACUCUGAUGGGGAUGUACUGGGUGGCAACCUACUGUCCUGGUGCCAACUACGUCAUGAAGACGGACAGCGACGUGUUUGUCAAUACUGAAUACCUCAUACACAAACUCCUCAAGCCCAAGGGGCUACCUAGACAAAAGUACUUCACGGGACAUCUCAUGAGAGGCCACGGGCCAAUCCGAAACAAGCGUAGUAAAUGGUACAUGUCGCCCGAACUGUACCCAAGCGAGCGAUAUCCCACCUUUUGUUCCGGGACGGGGUAUGUGUUUUCAGGUGAUAUGGCACACAGGAUCUACGGGGCGUCUCUGAGCAUAAACAGGCUGCAUUUAGAAGAUGUUUAUGUGGGUAUCUGCCUAGCAAAACUAAGGAUCGAGCCAGUGCCCCCACCGAAUGAAUUUCUGUUCAAUCACUGGCGGGUGUCCUAUUCCAGCUGUAAGUACAGUCACCUGAUCACAUCCCAUCAGUUUCAUCCCAAUGAACUGAUCAAAUACUGGCAACAUCUGCAGAGCAACAAGCACAAUGCCUGCAUUAACAUGCCAUGGAAGGUUAAAGACAAGAUGAACAGACUUCAGCGAAAACUGCUCUGGACGCCGUGGGCUGGAUCAUUAAAUAGUGAAGUAAAAAACUGAGGGAAGCAUAACAAACCAAACUUUUUGCCAAACAUAAAAGCACAUGAGUUUCUGGACCGUUUUUUAAUCUUGAAUAUGGGUUAGGAAUGUUGAGCUGCCUGUGGCCAAUUAAAAUGGGUAUUAAUUGUGAAAUUGUGGUUUGAUAUUAAAAUAUUUAGGGUAUAAAAACUAUCAGCACCUGAAAUGCCAAAAAUGUAAAGACACAACAAAAAAUGUUUUUAAGAUUAUCAACACCUCCACACCAGUGUUAAUUUUGAUAGCAAAUUUUGAUUUAGUUUUAGUCAUAGUCUUUUGACGAAAAUGCAAUUUAGUUUUAGUCACAUUUUAGUCAACCCCAUCAUUUUAGUUUUAGUCUAGUUUUAGUCGACGAAAUAUGAAAAACAUUUUAGGUCGAAUAAAUAUACAUUAUAUUUAGUCUACUAAAAUCUAAAUGGUUUAAAUCAUUUACUUGGUGUAAUUAAAUGUUCCAUACAAAGAUUCAACUGUUUUGACAUAAUUUACUUCACCUUAGAAUAAAAUUAAACCAGGUCAUUACCUUUAUUUUUCAGAAAAUUCCAGUAACUAGAUAUGCAUUGCUGGAACGCAGAGUAUUAGACCAUGAACGACAUGUUCCAGUUCAUUCAAUCCCAUUUGACUCAAUUGAUUCGAUAAGUAGGGCGUGUUCAUUCAGUUCAUUCAACCAAUGAAACGCUCUGACACGGCUCACACUCAAAGGCUAUUGGCUCAUGGCAUGCCUCUUUGAAGAAAGAGCGCACUGUCUUUGCUUGAGACAGCAAUGAAUGAGAAUAGCUUUCAAAAAGACAUAUUAUAUAAAUUGUAUUACAUUUCUUUAGUCAUUCAAACAUGUUACAUAUUUGGUUUGAAUGUACAGUUCGACUCACUUCAUCACUUCUAUAAUCAGUAGAGGACAGCGCUGGUUUCUUUUGGCUGACUCUAUGUUGCAUUUCACGUUAUGCAGCAGCUCGUGUUAAGUUAACAUUGGCAUAUAAAACCUUUGUGCUGCCUUCGUAAUGUGUUUUGGGGUGACUCGCCUGCAGUCGCGCUUCAAGUUUGCGGCGUUUUACCGGCGAUCGUGAAGGAAAAUAAGACGCUUUGUAAACCGCGUGGAGACACAGAAUACAUGUGUGUGCUUCCCCUUCUCCCAGAGACUUCUCUCUGCCGUUUAUAUGAGAUAAGCAGCACAUGUCAGCACAUGUCCGCCAGGUGGGACAAGAAUAUUUUCGUCUCGUUUUUAUUAGUUGACGAAAAUGUCAGUAUAUUUUUAUUACAGUUUUCGUUAUAAUGCAUUCAUUUUUAUUUAGUUAUCGUCUCGUUUUCGUCAGUGAAAACAUGUCGUUAACGAAUACUUUUCGUCAUAGUUUUCGUUAACGAAAUUAACACUGCUCCACACAAAAAAUAGCUAAUUCUUUAUGAUGAUCAAUCAUGAAAAAUACUGCAGGUGUUGCAUUUGCUGUCCAACAGAGAGCUGUGAAAGUAUUUUGGUCAUUAUUCAUCUCACGAGUAGAGAGAAAUUACUUUCAUCUCAUUAAACAACCUAUUGAACGCAAUGUUGCCUCAUACAAGGGCACUUUGUAAGUUUUCCACCAAAGUUUCAAUUCAACAUCAACUCUAGCCCAACAAUAAAAGCUUUCUAUAUCAUUGCUCGUUCAAUCAUGGCCCUUUCAAUCACGACCAUAACAACCUUAAAAGUUCAUCUUGAUCGAUAAGGUUACCUUUUAUGUUUAAGAAAUCAAUGUAAAAGAAAAACUUUCUGCUUUUAGCUCGAUAAUAAAAAGCUCUACGGUGGAGUUAUGAAGGUCAUUCAAAAACAAGCAGUCUGCAAACC